AUUAUUAUAUUAAUAAUCCUAAAAACAAAUUAAAAGAAUAUUAUGAGAAAAUAAAAAAUCAUGUUAUAAAAAAGAAGAAGAAAAUAUUUUCUUUAAAAUUUUCACAAUAUAAAAGAAACGAAAAAAAGAAAAAUUAUUUUUUUAUAAAUUUUUCAAGUUUUCAUGAUAUAAAAGAUAAUAUAAAAGUAUUAUUUAAUAUAGACUAUAUAGAAAAUAAUAUUAUUUAUUCAUAUAUAAAAUCAUUUAAAAGAACACCUCCUAUAACAAAAAUAUAUUUAUUAAGUACUUUUAUUUUAAGUGUAUUAAUACAUGUAAAUAAAAAUGUAUAUAAAUUAAUAUUAUUUGAUUUUAAUAAAAUAUUUAAAAAAGGAGAAAUAUGGAGAUUAUUUACACCUUAUUUUUAUAUAGGUAAUUUAUAUUUACAAUAUAUAUUAAUGUUUAAUUAUUUAAAUAUUUAUAUGUCAUCAGUUGAAAUCUCACAUUAUAAAAACCCAGAAGAUUUCUUGAUUUUCUUAACAUAUGGAUAUAUAUCAAAUUUAUUAUUUACAAUCUGGGCAAAUAUGUAUAAUGAAAAUAUAAUGAAUCUAAAGCUACAUAUACAUAAUUUAAAAAAUUUCUUUAUCAAAGAUUAUACGUCAAAAUAUAACAUAAGAACUAAAACAAGUAAUAAUAAUAUUAACAUUAAUAGUAAAAAUAGUAGUAGUAGUAGUAGUCGUAGCAGCAGUAGUAGUAAUAAUAUUUAUCAUAAUAAUAACUCAAAAAAUAUUGAUAUUAAAAAAGAACAUUAUAAUCAUCUGGGUUAUGUUUUUUCAACGUAUAUUCUUUAUUAUUGGAGUAGAAUUAAUGAAGGCACAUUAAUAAAUUGUUUCGAGCUAUUUUUUAUCAAAGCAGAAUAUGUCCCCUUCUUUUUUAUAAUACAAAAUAUACUUCUAUAUAAUGAAUUCUCUCUUUAUGAGGUAGCUUCUAUUUUCUCAAGUUACCUUUUUUUUACUUAUGAAAAACAUUUAAAAUUUAACUUUUUAAGAUUAUUCUUUAAAACUUUUCUCAAGACUAUUCGUGUGUAUCCUUUAUAUGACAGAUACAAGGAGGAGUACGAAUAA
Messenger RNA from Plasmodium gaboni, 1100 nucleotides. RefSeq names its product DER1-like protein. The annotation marks the transcript as partial. The transcript has a single exon. The record is from RefSeq and is a predicted model, not a curated record. Gene Ontology annotation, molecular function: misfolded protein binding; ubiquitin-specific protease binding. Gene Ontology annotation, cellular component: Hrd1p ubiquitin ligase ERAD-L complex; endoplasmic reticulum membrane. Gene Ontology annotation, biological process: endoplasmic reticulum unfolded protein response. Lineage: Eukaryota; Apicomplexa; Aconoidasida; Haemosporida; Plasmodiidae.